GAAGUUUAAUUGCAGGACAGGACUGCAGCUUGACACGUCCCCUUGCGAACCACGCAACCCAGCCUAUGAGUAGGAUGGGGAUGAGUAAUGGAUCUCACAUCAUGCGGAAUUCUUCCCCAUUCGCUUGCAGCUUAACCUUUUAACCUCCAGAGCAGGUCUCACACAAAUGAGGGGAAGCGCUGAUGGUCUCGUAUUUUGGGGAAGAGCCGGGGCCGUGUCUCCCGAUUCUGUUACUUAAUGUUUUGCUACGACGCGCGGGAGAGACGAGACGACAAGACGAUCCAAGCCAACCUGCAAUUUGGAGCGGUGGCUUAUCAGUGAAGGCAUUACGCAGAAGUGUUUGCCAAUUGAUAUUCGUUUGGUGGUGCGACCGUGGAGCCUUGAGGCGGAGUCAAGUCGGCCCGGGUCUUUGUUUUCCUCCCUCUCCUUCUCCCUCUCCCUCUCCCUCUCGGCGUCUGCAGCCCUUUCGCCGAGGCCGGUCUCCAGGCUGGGCUGUUUUCUGGAACGGCCACCAGCGGAUCGUUCUUCCAUCCUUGCCUGCCAAUCGUGCCUCUGCCAAUCUAAUAACAACUUACCUAUGCACUGUAACUACAGGUCGCCUUACUGCGCCCAUCCCCGGAGCCGAAUCAAUGCCGAUAUUUUCCCCAACAAGUCAAAAGAUAACACCAACAUGAUUGACAACUGCUCAUCUGUAGAUCAACCCCUUACAUGCCACCGCGCCAGAUCAUACUACAUACUGCAUAACGGAUGACCAUGUACUCUUAUCGAGAUUAUCGUAAUGGAGACUAGUCACCGCGGUAGGCUAUCACUUGGCAACAGUCUAAUGGCCUGCCCAGCACGGCACGCUGCCAGCACGGCCGAAUGUGCUUUGCAUGCUUUGCAUACUUUGCAUAGUUGGCACACUUUGCAUCUCCUCCUUGCU
This is a messenger RNA of Aspergillus brunneoviolaceus CBS 621.78, 922 nucleotides long. RefSeq lists its product as uncharacterized. The transcript has a single exon. NCBI's taxonomy places the organism in Eukaryota, Fungi, Ascomycota, Eurotiomycetes, Eurotiales, Aspergillaceae. The coding region runs from base 183 to 674 and encodes 163 amino acids. The record is from RefSeq and is a predicted model, not a curated record.